CUAAAAUCCAACUUUAUUUUGGGCAAGGAGUUGAUUGCCAUGUCAGGCCCGAUAUACCGAGGAGCGAAUCAACUGCACCGUAGGCUGACAACGAAAGAGAAAAGUCACAGAGUGUGUUUUGGUUUUACUAGAUCGAGCAAUGGGCGGAGGGCAUGGCGAUGGCGUCACUUACAAGGGCGUGACGAUGCACCAGCCGAAGCGGUGGCAUACGGUCACCGGGAAGGGCCUCUGCGCAGUCAUGUGGGUUUUGGGUUCUGUACAGGGCUAAGCAGGAUGGUCCUGUUGUGUUGGGCUGGAGACAUCCAUGGGAUGGCCAUGGUGAUGAUCAUGGCCAUGGACACUAGGCAUGGAUCUGAAGAGCCAAAGAAGCGUGGAGUCCUUCAAUGGUGGUAUCAAACUGAGUAGCUGAACUGAGACUUUGGACAGUUCCCCUCUUUGUGCAAUAAAAAUGCUGUUGAAAACAGAUUGUUCUUGUUCCUUAUUUGCGAACACAAUUCUGCAUUUUAAACAUGUUAACUAGCGCUUGAAUGUCUGGUCAAUCCGUUGUGUUUGCAGUUUUUUCCACCCUCAGCUGGGCUUUGUUUCAGUGAAAAAAGUCUUAUUAUUACCAUGACAAUUGACAAGUUCGUUUUCUGUUUUGCCCGUCAAGAUGUGAAUUCAUAGUUGUGUUAUUUCUUCUCUGUUUUUCUAUGUUGUGUAGUUUAUUAU
Linum tenue is the source of this 708-nucleotide messenger RNA. NCBI's taxonomy places the organism in Eukaryota, Viridiplantae, Streptophyta, Magnoliopsida, Malpighiales, Linaceae. The record is from the annotation of a GenBank genome assembly.